GGUCAAUGAUGCAGCUGGUUCACCAGUCCCAGAGAACUCCGACACCCAGCCAGUCCCUGAAAACUGAGGGACAGGGGUCUGAGGGAGCAGGAGGGCAGUACCUGGUGACAACCCAGUCUGGCCACGUGUACGAGUGCCUGAUCGACGGUUACCCAAUAUCAUCGGUCAACUCCCAGUUGCACUCUGGACGUUCCACACCGAUCCGUCUCGGUACAGACAGCGGUCGUCUGCGAGAGCCGAGGAGGCUGGGGUCGGAGCAGGAGGGGCGAGUGGGCAGCUGGAUGCAGGAGAAGAGACUGUGGCACCCGGCGCCCUCGGGAAUGAGCCCCAGUCCGGCCGGAACCGCCCCGCCAGGCAGCCCGGACCCGGCCAUCCGCCGAUCGAUCAGCUCCUACCGGUCCAACUCCCUCCCAGUGACGUCAGAGCCCCCGAGGUACCAGGUGCUGCGCCGAUCAUUCACACCUGAUGAGCGGUACGUUGUCCUGUCUGAGGGGCAGCGUGGGCAACCGAAUCGAUGGGAGCUCCGUCCGAGGGAGCCUCCCGGAGCUCGCUGGAGCGCUCAGGCACCCCCAUCACCACCACCCGCCGUCUGCACCGAGGGGCCGGAAUACUUUGGAAGUUGCGGAGGGUGGCUCCCCGGAGGAGGCCUAUCACCGUGGCCCGUCCCACUCCUCCCACCGAUCUCUGACCAGGCCUCACACUCCAGUUGGGAGGAUUGACGUCCUCCCCUCUCACCAGCCGAUGGGAAACGGCUACCUCCAGAUUCCUCAGGUGGCUGCUGGACCCCUCGGUUUCCCGGGGUCUCCCACUCUGCUGCCCACGGGGGAAAGCCCCUGGAACUACUACACGGCCACCUCUCCCACCGGAGCUCGGGGACCAGCACAGAGCAGACUUCCCUCGAGACCGCAGACCCCCGCCAGUCGGCUCGACGUGCUGCCUUCUGAGGAACACUUCAGCUUCCCCCCAGGAAAACCUCACAGCACCCAGAGGAGCCAGCAGAGGUCUCCGGGCCUGAUCGACAGGAUGACCCUGGGAGCACCGGAGGAGAUGGACUUCGAGGGUCUGACAGCCACGUUACCCAGCAGGUGCUACAGACCCUGCCCGAGGAUGAGCUACAGAUCUCACAGCCCUGUGGACAGAAUCACCAUUCUGCACAGAGACCGCUCCACCGACAGGUCUCUGUGUAGACACAGGGGAACCAGUUCCGGCUUCACUCAGCUUCCUCCUCGACCACCCCCCUCACCUCGAUCCUGCCUCUCUCCUCUGCUGCCAUCAGUCAGAAGACUGUCCAUCGCUCACUCUGUCAAUGGAGCUGCUCCAGAGAUCUUCCAGGAAUUCGCAGCAGAACCUGUCAGAAUGGCUGAAAGUGAAGUUGACGUGCUGUUGACCAGGUUGUGUGGGCAGGACAGAAUUCUCCAGGGGCUUGUGGCUGAAGCAACUCCACUCAAAACAGAGAAGGACAGACUGGAGGGAGCUUUGGAAGUGAUCCGUUGCCAGUUGCUGGACUUCGGGGGCCAGCAGAACCUGGCGAAGAAGUUGAUGUGCCAGCAGCGGAUUCUGCAGGAGGAGCUGAUCCAAAUCCGGGCCAGGCUCUGCGACCUCUCCAUGGAAAUGGAACAGGCUUGGAAUGAGUAUGAACUCCUGGAGAAUGAGCUGGAGCGUCUCCGAGCCCCUCGAGAGCUGAUGAGCAGGUGUGGGUCCCCACAGGAGCGGGGAGAGGCUCAGCGGGACCUGUGGAUGAUGCAGGAUGUGAUGCUGGGACUCCGCAACAACAAAAAGAACUUCCAGGUUGCAAUAGAAUCAACUCGGCACCCAGCGACGUCGUUUGUAGCUUCCCCGAUGCUUGACCAUCACUCCGAGCUGCAGGUAGACUCACGGCAAUGUCUGUCACCACUGCAGUCUCCAAGCUCAAGGCAACUCCCAAUCCACCGUGAGCCUCCACCGGGAGAGGACGAUGCCCCCUGUCGACCACCCCUCCCCCAGAUGCCAUAUCAUGAUGAAUGCUCUUCCUCUGUACCCGAGACUGAAGCUGCAUCAUUGGUGGCCCCAGAUGAACAGAAGCUCCAGGAGAAGGGAGAUGUCCAAUACGACCCCGUGACAAAUGGGAAGGUCAAGGGGCAACUCACGCUGACUGUCGGGAGCACGGGGAGGAGAGGAAGGAUGAGUGCAGAGGAACAGAUGGAGAGGAUGAAGAGACACCUCCAAGCGCGGGGCCAGGACAAAGCCAGGGCAGGCAGACCGGCCCAGAGGAGCGUGGUUAUGUCGCCAAUUGUGAGGGGACCGUUGACAGAGCAGAAGGCAGGAACCCCGGGACGCCGCUCGAGGACCCCUCUGACCAAAAGACCACAAACCAGCCACUUAUCGGGUGCCCAGCUCACUGCCGGUGCGCCACCCUCUCGAACCAGCCCAGCAAACUCCCCGACCGUUGCUACACAGGCGGCAGCAACAGAGAUGCCAGGAACGCCAAACUUGGUCGCGUCGAGCAAGCAUGUGACAAAGAUAGUGACACCUCCCACAAGGGUGGAGAGCCAGACAAGAGAAAAUAACCGUGUGGUUAGAAAAGAGUGUAAACCAAAUAAAGUCGCCAUAACGUCGCGAUACAUUGACGUGGAUCCUGACCCACCACUGAGCCCAGAGCAACUGCAAGAGAAGCAACAAACACUGGAGGCCAAGACUGUGAUCACACAGACAAGUCCUUGUGUAGCGGGGAGCUGGUCCCCCCCUGACCGAGCCACACACCUGGGAGAAGGAGAGAGGCAUCGGAUUGUUAGUCUGUCCUUCGCUCUCGCCACUGAAGCCUGCCAGCGCAGAAAAGUCAUGGCAGCUAAAACUUUAGCUGAGCUGGAGAAGUGGGAUGAGGUGACAGAGAGCCAGAGGGUGAAGAACAGAAGACAGUCCGACAAUGGCGAGUCUGAAUGGAAACUGCAGGGAAAUGUCCUCGUUUUAGCACAGCACAAAGUGACAGCCAAUCCAAACUCGGGGUACCAUCAAGAAUUGGCCAAUCCAAAUUCAGGACAGGCGACCGUUGGUUCAGAGCCAAAUGGCAACAGGGAAAGAAGCAACUGGUGUUCGGGAAGACAAAGAAUCUCCACAAACCCAAGACCAACAUAUGAGGAGGGGCAGGAUCUCAGCCUGGGAGAAGGGAACAAUUCUGCUGUCAGUCUGAAUGGCACAGGUGGCAAAUUGAAGUUCAACAGGCAGAAUGUUCAAUAACCUCAAUCCAUUUGUGGUGUAGGUUGUUGUCCUGGCCAGGAGAAACUGGUUGGAGAGAACCUAGAAGGCAAGACAGCAAGCAGCCAGGCUGUACCAAGGGUGGGGCAGACAUUUGUUAAGACUGACUCACCUCGCUGAAUCUCCAAAGGGCUCAUUGAGUCACCAGCACCAGGCUCCUCAUUGCUUGUUUUGUUAAUCCGUCCCAGUCUGGGACACCUCCCAAGGAGGACACAGCAGCGGGUCAGCGACUGGAGAGAGUGAAGGGAUCCAACUCAUCUUGAAAGUUGGGACAAUGUGGGACUAGAAUCGAACAUCAUGGUGUUGUUUCUGAUCGAUUUCCCAUGCUACAAUUUAGUGAUAGAGUGAAGAUUAGAACAGGCCAGAUUCAGGAGAAGGUCUGGUAGUCAGACCAUCGUUACGUUCAUCUCUGCCACUGAGGAAACUCUUCUUUAAAGGUUCAGUUGCUGAAUUACAUUGGAAUCCAUCCAAUGCUCACUCUCGCACCCUGGGCUCCCUGUCCAGUGAUGCCCUACAUACUGGGGGUCAUUACCUUGGACAACCUUCCCUGCACCUCAUUAACCACCCUACUGCCCCCACAAUGGACUAUCACUAACCCUUCACCUCUGGCAGUUUGAGGAGACCGGCUGGAGGAUCAGCCUUGAUUGGCUGAUCCCUGAACACCCUCCACACAAAACUAUCCAGAGGUCAGAACUAAUUUACACUAAGCUGGAAUUUUUAAAAAUCAAUAUAUUUCAACUAACAGAGAACUAAACUCUUAAACAGAAAAUGGUGGAAAUCCUGUGGGAAGAGGGAAACAGAGUUUGUGUUUUAGGUCAAGGACUUUGCAUCAGAACUGGGAAAUGCUUGACAUGUGAAAGCAAGGGCCAGGAUAAAGGAAGUGAGGAGAGAGCGUGAGAAGGUAUGUGAUGGGGAGAAGUCAGGUGAGAUUACGUGACCUUAAAGGAAGGAAGGGGUAAGGCGAGAGAGAGUGGCGAUGAGAUAAGUAAAAGGGUAAUGGAUGGAUUUUGAUGGGAUUGGAAAAAUCAUUACCAGCAUCUGUAAUCUGAGAAACUAGGGCAACGUUAGGGUAUGAAAUUGUUGAACUCACUGUUGAGUCCGUGACAGUGUAAUACUUGUUGUUAUCCAAGCCUGUGCUGAGUUCUUCUCGAAGUUUAGGUUCUGUUUCUAAAGUUGGGGAAUGGGGAGGUAUGAUAACAGUAAUCACAACAGCAAAUGUUCUGGUAUAGAUGGGGUGAAUGGGGCAUAGAUAAGGUGAAUGCACACAGUCUUUUUCCCAGGGUUGGGGAAUCAAGAACUAGAGGGCAGAGGUUUAAGGUGAGAGGGGAAAGAUUUAAUAGGACUCUGAGGGGCAACUUUUGCACCCAGAGGGUGGUCAGUAUAUGGAACGAGCUGCCAGAGGAAGUGGUUGAGGCAGGUAUAUUAACAACACAUAAAAGACACUUGGACAGGUACGUGGAUAGGAAGGGUUUAGAGGGAUAUGGGCUAAACAUUGGCUUAGAUGGGCAUCUUGGUCAGUAUGGACGAGUUGGGCUGAAGAGUCUGUUUCCAUGUCAUACGGCUCUAUCACUCUAUGGCUUUGAGUCUAAAUGUACCAAAUUAUCACUUUAAGAUUUAUUUCCCGUCCCUAAUGGCCCUAGAGAAGGUGGAGGUAAGGCCCCUUCUUGAGCUGCUGCAGUUGUGUUGUGAAGGUAACGCAGUGCUGUUUGGCAGGCAGUGCCAAGAGCUGCCACCAGUAACAAUGAAGGAGCAGCAAUAUAUCAAGAUGGUGUGCAGUUUGAAGGGGAACCAGCGAGUGGUGGUGUACCCAUGCAGCUGCUGCCUUCUGCUGCUUGUAGGUAGGAGUUGCAGGUUUGAGAGGGGCUGUUGAAGAAGCUUUAGCCGGUAACAAGCAAUGUAUCUGCAUCUCUGGAGAAGCUUGAAAGUAUUGAGGAGCUGUUUGUGUUUUUAGAAAUGCUCCCAGUAAGAUGGUGAGUGCCAGGUUAGAAAUGCUCUGCCCCUGAUUGGGUCCUGUAACACAGAGACACAAGAGAUUCUGUAGAUGCUGGAAUCUGGAUCAACACACACAAAAUGCUGGAGGAACUCAGCGGGUCAGGCAGCAUCUAUGGUUAUAAGUUGAUUGGCAAUAGAAGGUGAUUGAUAGGCAGACGAGGUGAGCAGGUGGAUUUGAAAAUGUCAGAGAGUUGAGUUGGGAGAAAAUGUUUCCAGUGAGUUUGGGGUCCAAUCCAAUGAGAGAGCAGGAUGGUAGUGAAUCAAUUGGAGAGUUUCAGAGCGUAUUAGAGAUCAGGAAGCUGAUGUUGCAGGAAAUGCCAACUAAUUUCUCAGGGAUAUUUUCCAAAAGUAUUUGAGUUCAGUUUAAUAAUGCUUUUACUGUUAUUUUGGGUUGGAAAUUUGGGAUUGUGUUAGGGGUUGAGACUUAGGGAUACAACAUUAAUGUUUUAAAGGAAAGAAUUUUAAGUAGGCCCUGUUCUUUUGGAUAAACCUACCUUUCCAUUGACGAAUUUUGAUCAGUGGUCCUUGGGUGCAGCACCUUACCCUGGCUUAGCAACGGGGCAAGAGGCCUCCUGUUUCAUAGCCAAUGGAGUCUCCUUCACGAUUGACAUGCAGGAGGCCUCCUUUCCCUUCUGCUAACCCCACCCUGUGAAGGUUACUGGAGAGCAAAUUGUGUGAUAGGAAAGCUCUGAGCUCUUUCAGGCCGAAGGGGCUGAAGCCAGUUUCACUCCCAACCACCUGAUCAUUCCUACAUGUUUAACACAACACCAAGCUGGAGGAUGUGAUGCAAAGAGCAGAAUGAAAUAGAGAUAUUUGAUU
Molecule: messenger RNA, 6042 nt
Organism: Pristis pectinata (smalltooth sawfish)
Lineage: Eukaryota; Metazoa; Chordata; Chondrichthyes; Rhinopristiformes; Pristidae
Product: pleckstrin homology domain-containing family A member 7-like
Exons: 15
Coding region: 466-3213 (915 amino acids)
Source: RefSeq, a predicted model, not a curated record